Molecule: messenger RNA, 631 nt
Organism: Drosophila sulfurigaster albostrigata
Lineage: Eukaryota; Metazoa; Arthropoda; Insecta; Diptera; Drosophilidae
Exons: 2
Coding region: 64-513 (149 amino acids)
Source: RefSeq, a predicted model, not a curated record
UUGUAGUCUGCACUAAUAUUUAAAUUCAAAAAUGUUCAGUGCAAAUCAUUCAACGAAUCUUUAAUGGCUAUACCGAUUUGCGAAAUUCGUGCCGAUGCCCGGGAUAAAGAUGUUUUAAAUUACUGGGCCAUUUGGCGAUAUUCCGUCAAUGAAGUUUCCGCCGAAGUUCAAAUUUUCAAACGUGCCAAUGGAUUCAAGCCGUGGCUAUUUAAAUAUACCAUCAACUUUUGUGAAUAUUUACAGAAAAAGAACCAUCAACUUUUUAGUAUUAUUUUUAAUCUAUUCAAAGAGUACACAAACUUGGCAACCAAAACAUGUCCUCUCGUGGGAAAUAUAACGGUUUUAGGACUUAAUCCGAAUUUUGAUCAACUUAAGCUUCCUCUGCCGACUGGCGUUUAUUUGAUGGCUACAUCUUGGAUUUUGGACAAAAAAUUAACAUCAAAUUUGAAUGUAACAUUUGAGUUUGUUGAAGAUUUUGGUCUUGAAGCCGAGAAGAGACUCAAUGGGCAUUAAAUUUACAAAAUGAAGUAUAUAAAUAUAUAAUUAUUUCGACUUUUUACCAAUAUGAACUAAAUCAACCAAUAAUAGACAUUGUGAUAUGUAUGCUUAAAACAUUAAUUUGAUUUAAAUA